Molecule: messenger RNA, 1407 nt
Organism: Brassica napus (rape)
Lineage: Eukaryota; Viridiplantae; Streptophyta; Magnoliopsida; Brassicales; Brassicaceae
Product: ribosomal RNA small subunit methyltransferase, chloroplastic
Exons: 10
Coding region: 88-1149 (353 amino acids)
Biological process (GO): rRNA methylation
Cellular component (GO): mitochondrial matrix
Molecular function (GO): rRNA (adenine-N6,N6-)-dimethyltransferase activity
Source: RefSeq, a predicted model, not a curated record
AAGUAAAUUGCGGUGGAUUAGAGCAAAACAAGUGAGAGAGAGCAAAGGUUUGGUUCUUUAUCGGGAGCAAAAAGAGAGAGAGAGAGGAUGAGUGUGGUGGUAACAAUAACAUCAACCAUCAAUUCCUCGCGGGUUCCGUCAUGGAUGAACAACAACGGAGACAGUUCUCCCUCACUGAGGGAAACCUUGGCCUCUUUCUCAAGGAGGAGCUCAAAUAUAUCUCUUUUGAGGAACAAGAAGAAGAAGAAGAAGGUGUGUUGCGGCGCGAAGAGCACAGAUGAUGAUUACCACGCAACCAUCAAAUCACUCAAUUCUCGAGGCCGCUUUCCCAGAAAAUCCCUUGGGCAGCAUUACAUGCUGAAUUCGGACAUAAACGAUCAGCUAGCGGCAGCGGCUAAAGUGAAAGAAGGAGAUUUUGUAUUAGAGAUAGGACCUGGGACUGGCUCUUUGACCAAUGUUCUUCUCAACUUAGGUGCUUCUGUUCUUGCCAUCGACAAGGAUCCUCAUAUGGUGGAUUUGGUGAGAGAAAGAUUCGCAGGUUCCGACAAGUUCAAGGUUUUGCAUGAGGAUUUUGUCAAGUCUCACAUCCGUUCUCACAUGCUCUCCUUUUUAGAGACUAGAAACUUAUCUCAUCCUGAUUUUGCUCUUGCAAAGGUUGUGUCCAACUUACCUUUUAACAUAAGUACUGAUGUUGUCAAGCUUCUUCUUCCUAUGGGUGACAUUUUCUCUCACGUUGUUCUCUUACUCCAGGAUGAGGCAGCUUUGCGAUUGGUUGAGCCAGCUUUGCGAACAUCUGAAUACCGACCCAUCAACAUUUUGGUCAACUUCUAUUCUGAACCGGAAUACAAUUUCAGAGUUCCUAGGGAGAACUUCUUCCCUCGGCCCAAGGUUGAUGCAGCUGUUGUAACAUUCAAACUAAAGCAUCCGAGGGACUAUCCCGAUGUCUCCUCCACCAAAAGUUUCUUCUCUUUGGUGAAUUCUGCAUUCAAUGGGAAGAGAAAAAUGUUAAGAAAGUCACUCCAGCACCUAUCGUCAUCUCCAGAGAUCGAGAAAGCUCUUGGAGUAGCAGGUCUUCCAGUCACUUCGAGGCCAGAAGAGCUUACGCUGGGUGACUUUGUCAAGUUGCAUAAUGUAAUAGGCAGAGAAUAGAAGGUGGUUCAUAAUACGUAUCGAAGUUUUCAGGAAGCCACCAGAGAAGAAAGCAGCAUGAGGAGGAGGCUACUGAGAUGCAGAUGAAUAUUAUGACCAUUGUCGAUAUGAGCAGGAAGUAAGUAGAACGCAGAUCAAACCAAUCAUAUUCUGGUGUAAGUCUCUCUGUAUGGUGGAAAAGUUGUAGUAUCACAAAAUGAUAGUGUCUUUACAAUGACAAAACCUUAAUUAACUUUUAUAAAGCGUAUAAAGAUGAUC